Molecule: messenger RNA, 1255 nt
Organism: Xiphias gladius (swordfish)
Lineage: Eukaryota; Metazoa; Chordata; Actinopteri; Istiophoriformes; Xiphiidae
Gene: c1d
Product: C1D nuclear receptor corepressor
Exons: 5
Coding region: 101-568 (155 amino acids)
Biological process (GO): maturation of 5.8S rRNA; regulation of gene expression
Cellular component (GO): nucleolus; exosome (RNase complex)
Molecular function (GO): DNA binding; RNA binding
Source: RefSeq, a predicted model, not a curated record
CGGAAGCUACGGUCAGAAACUAACUUCAGCGAGGUUGUUGUUCUUGUCCCUUUAACGUCAUUUCCUUUCUUCUGAAGCGUGCUGCGCCUGAUAAAGGACAAUGGCAGCGGACAUUAGGACGGAGGACUACCCUCACGAGAUUGACGAACAGCUCGCGGGCUUCGACGACUCGGUUCGCUCCGUCAAGACCAUGUUGGACAAGUUGAUGUCGAUGCCCAGAAACGACCCGCUGCAAAAGCUGGAUCCUUUGGAUCAAGCCAAGCUGGAUCUGAUGUCUGCCUACACCCUCAAUUCAUUAUUCUGGAUGUACUUGGUUACGCAAGGAGUAAACCCCAGAGACCAUGGAAUCAAGCAAGAAUUGGAGCGAAUAAGGACGUACAUGAACAGAGUGAAGGAGAUCACUGACAAGAAGAAGGCUGCCCGUCUGGAUAAGGGGGCCGCUGCACGCUUUGUCAGGAAUGCCCUCUAUGAUAAACAGGAAAAAGAUUCUAGGAAAAAAGCAGCAUCCAAGAAAGCGGCAGACAAAGCAUCUGACGUCCCGCAGUCCAAGCGUCCGAAGCAGAGCUGAGGUAGAGGAGGCUCUGUAAGGUCUGGUCCCUCUGCAGUUUGCACCACUUUCUGGGGCAGCGAACACUGGAGUUAACAUUUUUGCUCACAAAAGAAACUUCUGAGUUCGUGGGAUAAGGCAUUGUACAAGGCAACUCGAGACGACAAAUAUAUACUUUUGGUGUUCAUCUGGUUUCGCUCACCAGUCAGGAUCAUACCUUAGAGUCAGAUCAUCGGUCACUGUUGUCCCGCAUCAGUCAGCGAAUGUUGCUGGAUGUCCUAGAAACACAAGACUAACAGCCAUCUACGACACACCAUCCAGGUUUUCCUCUACAUAUUUCUAGAUAAUUAUGCUGGCAAGUGCUCUGGAAUCUCAUGCAUACGAUUCUGUGGUGUUUUUGUAAUGUUACUUCAUCACUGAGUUGUUGUGUGCGUGGAUUACCAUAACCAAUAGAAAUUGCAAUUUUAUUUGGAGUAAAAGAUUAAUUGGUUCCAUGCAGGUAUUGUAAUAUGUGAUUUAAGAUUGUAUGGUUCUUUUUAUACGAAGGAGCAAUGUUAAUGCCUGUGUAUUCUGAAAGUGAUUCUAUGAAUCAUGUCAGUUUGUGCAAGUUUUUACACACAUGCCUUGUUUCAAAAUUGUACUGAUGAACUUUUAGUCAUGUAUUUCUUUUAAAAUUGACUUUUACAGAAAAAUACCAACCAAACCUGA